Messenger RNA from Saprolegnia parasitica CBS 223.65, 903 nucleotides. RefSeq lists its product as hypothetical. Lineage: Eukaryota; Oomycota; Saprolegniomycetes; Saprolegniales; Saprolegniaceae. Gene Ontology annotation, cellular component: endoplasmic reticulum membrane. Gene Ontology annotation, molecular function: metalloendopeptidase activity. Gene Ontology annotation, biological process: CAAX-box protein processing. The transcript has 8 exons. The coding region runs from base 1 to 903 and encodes 300 amino acids. The record is from RefSeq and is a predicted model, not a curated record.
AUGAAGUUUGCCGUGACACCCGCGCAGGCCGUGCUCUCGUGCCUGGGCAUGGCAUCUGCCUACGUUGGCAUCCUCUACUGCGCCCCGCGAAGCAUCCGCGCCCUUCCGCGCGACCACCCGUCGCAGAUUAUCAUGCGCUUCUUUCUCAUCAGUGUCGUGAGCAGCAUGUGCCCGCUGUGCAUGCUGUGCUUUUACGAGCCGAGCGCGAAUGGCAUCUCGCUGGCCGCGUGGCUCGGCUUCCACUGGGACGUGCGCGCGACGCUCGUCGGCACCUUCCUCUCGCUCUGCGUGACCAUGCUCCUCUUUGCGGGCGCGCUCUUUGCGUACCUUCUCGAGCUGCAGGCGACGGCGCGCACGUCGUCGUGGUCCAAGGCGCUCGAAGGCACGUCCCUCGCACACCAAGCGCGGUACGAGCGCAUCCAGGCCAUCCGCACGUACCUCUACGCGCCGUUCACGGAAGAGUUUGUCUUUCGCAGCUGCAUGGCCCCACUCUUGCUCUGCGCUGGCUUCUCCGCCAGCCAGAUCAUCGUAGGCAGCCCCUCGCGUUUGGCGUCGGUACCCCACAUGCAUCACUUUGUCGAGCACGUGCGCAGCGGUAUGCCGUGGACGCGUGCGCUGCUCAUCGUCGUCUUCCAGCUGUGCUAUACGACCGUCUUUGGCAUCUACGUCACGUUUCUCUACUUGCGCACAGGCCAAUUCUGGGCACUCUUCGUUGUGCACGCGUUUUGCAACACGAUGGGGUUCCCGGACCUCGGAUUUCUCUCGAGCGAGAACCCGUUGUUUUCCUCUCGCUACGCGAUCUUGCUCGUCUACCUUCUCGGCAUUGUGGGGUUUUCCGUGCUCUUGUACCCGCUCACAGACCCGUCCUUGCACCCGCACAGUCUCUGGCUCUACGCACUUUAA